AUGGCAGGUCUCGGACAUGCUGAAGCAGUGGUAAUGAAUUUAUUGGAUGGUCUUUCGGGAUGUUAUCGAACCGUGGUGGCUGACAACUUCUUUACUAGUAAUUCUCUAGCGAAACGUUUGUUAGAACAGGAUACAUAUCUUGUUGGAACAUUGAGAAGUAAUCGUGCUGGAUCAGGACAUAAAAUUGUUCAGAAAAAGCUCAAGCCUGGUGAAGCUUAUGGGCUCCAGAACAAAGUCGGUAUAAAGUUGAUCAGGUGGAAAGAUAAAAGGGACGUUCUGAUGAUAUCUACAAAGCCAUCUCAUUCAGCAACUGUGGUGAACACCGGAAAAACCAAUAAACUAAAUGAACGUAUCAUGAAGCCACAAGUUGUUCUCGAUUACAACGAAAGGAGACAAGGUACCGAUUUAUCAGAUCAACUAUCAACAUACCAUACAUGCCUCAGACGGUCAAUAAAAUGGUUCAAAUGGUGGCAUUUGAAUUGA
This is a messenger RNA of Didymodactylos carnosus, 483 nucleotides long. The record is from the annotation of a GenBank genome assembly. NCBI's taxonomy places the organism in Eukaryota, Metazoa, Rotifera, Eurotatoria, Philodinida, Philodinidae.